AUGUCUUCAGCAAAACUUCCGGAAUGCUCUAUCCCCAUCUUCACCACGGUCGCUUCGUAUCGUGAGUGGAGGAGAGAGGCUCACGAUGCCAAGCAGAAAGUGGGCUUCGUCGCGACAAUGGGAGCGCUGCAUGAUGGUCAUCUGGCCUUGGUAAAGAGGUCACUGGCUGAAAAUGACCUGACUGUAUUGUCAAUAUUUGUCAACCCAGCGCAAUUCGCGCCGCACGAGGACCUCGCGACCUACCCAUCUACCCUGCCUCGUGAUUUGGAAUUGCUCUCGGCCAUGUCUCUUCCGGUCAAUGUACAGGGGAGCAAUGGGCCUCUGGUCCGCAAGCCUUCAGCGGUAUUUCUCCCGACGGUGUUGGAGAUGUACCCUUCCGGGAUAUCGCAAACCAUUUCCGAGCAGAAGGGGACCUUCGUAGACGUCAAAGGCUACGAACACCAGAUGGAAGGGAAAAGCAGACCUACAUUCUUCCGCGGAGUUGCCACUGUCGUGACGAAACUGUUCAAUGCUAUAGAGCCGACCCAAACGUACUUCGGUCAGAAAGAUAUCCAACAGGCGCUGCUAUUGCGCCGCAUGACACGAGACAUGCUGCUGUCUCAUCCCUUGCCUGACAAGCUCCAUAUUGUGCCCACAGUACGCGACUUGACAUCAUCGCUUGCGCUGUCAUCUCGCAAUGCGUACCUUACACCGCACGAGCGCGAGGUUGCCGCGCCGGUCCUCCAUUCCGCACUGCAAGUGAGCAAAACGGCGUGGCAGAACGGCGCAAGCAAGCAGGAGUGUAUACGGCAAGCUUGCACCUUGAUCACAGACACGGCGGAGAAGGCAAAUGCGUCCGGCGGCGAUGACAAGAUAGACAUUCGUUUGGAUUAUAUCGAGUUGAAUGAUCCCGAGACCUUCGAUGUGCUUCCGGAAGAGGCUUCGCGAGCGCAAUGGGAGUCGGAAGGCUCAGAGGGCAAGGGCCGCCCUGUGAUUCUCAGUGGUGCCAUGUGGGUCGGACGGACGAGGCUGAUCGAUAACAUCAUAUUAGGAGACACACGAAAGCUAGGUAUAAUCGAGUAA
Messenger RNA from Rhodofomes roseus, 1062 nucleotides. RefSeq names its product Pantoate-beta-alanine ligase. Gene Ontology annotation, molecular function: pantoate-beta-alanine ligase activity. Gene Ontology annotation, biological process: pantothenate biosynthetic process. The transcript has 4 exons. The coding region runs from base 1 to 1062 and encodes 353 amino acids. The record is from RefSeq and is a predicted model, not a curated record. NCBI's taxonomy places the organism in Eukaryota, Fungi, Basidiomycota, Agaricomycetes, Polyporales, Fomitopsidaceae.